UAUAAUAAUAAUAUAUAUUUUAUUAUUAUAUAUUGCUGGCAAGCGAGUGUGUGUGAGUGUGUGGAGUGUAUGUUUGUUUGCCUUGCUUGUAAGAAUUGUGCGUCGUUCGUGCUCUGUUUGUGUCUGCGUGUUAUUUACUUUUGUCAAACGCAUUCCGACGCGUGUGCGUUUUUGCGGGAAUCGACGAAUUCGAGAAAAAUCUGCGGGACGAAUGAGUAGAAUUUUUACGACGCCGCCGUCGGACGCUCUUUCGCUGUGACGCGCCUCGCGUCGACGGAUUUUGGAUUUGUUUCGUCUGUACUGUUCUCGACGUCGCGUACGAAACGUUCAAUCAUUGGUGUAAUGAAUAUAACGUCAUUGUCCAGUGUAAAACGAUAAGAUUGAAGUAUGAAUACUGGAAGUUAUCCUACAUUUGUGACCGCUGCGCCGGCAACUUCAUUUAACACCUGUUCGAGUGCAAAUAUGACUCAAGUGAAUACAGGAAACAAAUAUAMAAAUGUUCAACAACAAACUGAUACAUCUAACUCUAAUACAGUAGUUAAUACUUCUAAUACUAGUGGACAAGUUGUUGCACUGUUAAACAGUGAUGAAGCAGGUGUGACUUACUURAGACCACUAGAUUCAAACGGUUUUGCAGUAAAUCUAGCUGGAGUUGGAUCAUCUAACCAACAAGGACAAAUAUUUACUAUUCCUAUAACUGUUCCUGGUUCUAAGCCUGGAGAACAAAGCCAAACUAUACAAAUUCAAGUAGUUGGGCAAGGUGGUAUAUCAGGUGAUAAACUCUUGCCUGUUUUUGGACCAGUAUUACAACUAGCGUAUAACCAACAACAAGACAAUGGAACCAUUCAACUUCAAUUACAGCAAGAAGGUGAUGUUUCAAAUGACCAAAUACAUAACAACAACAAUGAUUCAAUGCAAUCGUCAGAUUUAUUGCAAGAUGUCCAAGAGGAUCAAGAUAUGAUACAAGAUGUUAAACCAGUAAUUAUCGAACAAAGUGGCACAGAUAGUAAUGGCUUACCAUUUCCAUUGGCAGUAGUGGUGAAUCAAGACAUGGUUGUGCGGCGUAAUCAGCAAGACAACAAAGUAAUUGGCGAUCAAAAAGAUAAUCAGGCGGACAAACGAUUAAGAAUUCAAAAUGAACAAGAUUCAUCAAAUCAAUAUGUUAUGGCUUACUCAUCUAAUUCAAAUAAUUCUGUUUCAUUGGCUGAUUUUAUAUCUUUGAAUCAUGAUAAUAUACCUCUUGGACAUUUUUUAAAAUUUUCACCUGAUAAUAAUAAAAGAGAAAAUAUGGAAUCAUCUGGUAACCAAGAUGAUGGCACUAAUGAAAUGGUAGUUUACGAAGAUACCAAUAGUGGGGAAAAGGGYAAAAGAAAAAAAAAAUACAAAAAGAAACCACCAGCUGCUCGAAAACCAAGACCGGGUCAAAUACAUAUUGCAACUGCUUUAGAUGGUACCCUUCUGUUUUGUUGUCCAGAAUGUAGCAUGGCGUACCCCGAUAAAGAAAUGCUUGAACAACAUUUAGUUGCCCAUAAAAUAGAAAGAAGAUUUAUAUGUGACUUGUGUGGUGCUGGACUUAAACGAAAAGAACAUCUUGAGCGACAUAAGUUAGGUCAUAAUCCAGAACGUCCAUUUGUUUGUAAUGUUUGUUGUAAAGGUUUUAAAAGAAAAGAACAUUUAAAUUUACAUGCUGUGAUCCACUCAGGCGUAAAGACUGAAGUAUGUCAGGAUUGUGGUAAAGGUUUCUACCGGAGAGAUCACUUAAGAAAACAUACUCAAAGCCACAUUACUAAACGUUUAAAAGAAGAACAUGCAGCUCUUCAACAAAUGGCAGAACAAGUAACAGUGUCAGAUCGCCAAAAAAUGUCCGUCCCGGAACUUAUCCAAAAUCAAAGCCAUUCAGGACCAAUCAUUAACUUGGCCCACCAAGAAAUGAUAAUUGAUGCUGUUGCUAGCGGAAGAAACGAAAGCCCUUCCCCUCCAAGUGAUCAUCAAAUUGUCAUCACUAAAGGAAACCAAAAACUUACUGAACAGGAGUUGAUUAUACUACAGCAGCAGCAAAUUCAGCAACAGCAGCAGCAGAUUCAACAGCAGCAACAACAACAACAGCAGCAGCAGCAGCAGCAGCAACAACAACAACAACAACAACAGCAACCAAAUAGUCCAAAUAUAGCCCAACAAGAGAUGAUCAUUGAGGCUGUAGGACAACAACAUCAAAGUCCAUCUCCACCACAUGUGGAACACCAUCAAGUAGUWAUUACUAAACUAGAACCAAUAGAUGAUUCUAGAGGUGAAAAUGAAAGUAUUGUUUUGACUCAGUCUGAUGCUAGAGAAGCACUUGGCCUACUUCACCAUCAAUCUCAAUGACCUAAACUUUCAAUUGCCAAAGUGACUAUUAAACAGAAGCCACCAUAAUAAUGCAAGUAUACUAUUGGUAAUCUAUACUAAUUGUUUCCUAAAAGUCGUUCGAUCUAAAUCAAUAUUAACAUAAUAUAUAAUACUAUUUUUAAACUACCAAAAAAUAACUUCCAUUUUUUUUWAAACUAUUAUAUAGAAACAGACGUGCUCAAUAUUGUAGAUAAUAAAAUUUACGUGGAUGACAUUAUUUUUCAUGAAUAGCAAAUAAUUUUGUGAGGUUAGAUAUUAUUAAUACAAACAUAAUAUGUUACGAAUAUAUUAUAUUUAUAUUCUAACUUUGGAAAAUAGAUGUCAUUAACCUAGCCUAUUAUUUGUUAUAUAUUGAAGCAUAAAUAUUCAAGAUACUCAAUUAUAUUAUUUUAAUAUAACUAUCAUCAUAAACAUAAAUCAUAAUAUUAUAAUUGAGUAGUAAUAUAUUUUGGUKAAAUGGAGGAUUGUGAGGAGAAAAGACUCAUCAUUAUAGCUGAUUUCAAGUAAAUAGGAUAAAACUAAAAGAAACCAAUCUCUUGCUCAUCCUUCUUUGUGUGUUGAUGAUGUUCCACCCCGUUGUAAGAAUUUAAACAUAAAAUAUAUAUUAAUUAACUGCAAUACUAAAAGCAGGAUAAUAGACAUAUUUUUUAUUUUUUUAAAUUUUAAAAUAUUAAGAUAGUU
This is a messenger RNA of Diuraphis noxia (Russian wheat aphid), 3066 nucleotides long. RefSeq lists its product as uncharacterized. The record is from RefSeq and is a predicted model, not a curated record. Gene Ontology annotation, cellular component: nucleus. NCBI's taxonomy places the organism in Eukaryota, Metazoa, Arthropoda, Insecta, Hemiptera, Aphididae. Gene Ontology annotation, molecular function: sequence-specific DNA binding; DNA-binding transcription factor activity, RNA polymerase II-specific. Gene Ontology annotation, biological process: regulation of transcription by RNA polymerase II.